Messenger RNA from Symbiodinium sp. CCMP2456, 1236 nucleotides. The record is from the annotation of a GenBank genome assembly. NCBI's taxonomy places the organism in Eukaryota, Dinophyceae, Suessiales, Symbiodiniaceae.
AUGCUGGAAAAGGAAUGCUGCCUCGUGGCCGGCGGGCGGUCGUGGGAAGUCGGUUUCCACCUGGCGGCCUUUGUGGAGAGACUUCGGGGGAGCAAUGCGUCUCUGGCCCGGGGGCUCUACGAUUGCAUGGGUGACCCGAAUGAUUCCAUCGGAGAGAUCCUCUAUGGCAUCUUCUGCGGUCCGGCGGUCUGUGAGGACUUUGAGAUCGCCCCUCUCGCCAUGGAGAGGCUCCUGGGGAACUUCUGCAAUUUGCAGCUGCCCGAGCCUCCAGCAAACGAGGAAGUGUCGGCCGAUGAGCUGUCGAGCUGGAAAUACGUUUCCUUGGACUUCGUGGUCGCCGGGAACGCCCGCUGUGGCACCCAAUCGGUCCUGAACAACCUGUACCAGCACCCUUCCUUGGACUUCACCAGUGGGAAGUCCAACGAAGACUACUCUUUGUUUAGCCAGGGCCAGAUGUCUAAAUUCGUACCAACUAAGAAGCUGCUUGAAACACACCGCAAGAGCUACAGUGGCAAAGGCCACGACACCCAGCUGCUCGGCCUGAACAACCCCGGAAUCGCAACCUACCCUUUGUCCUACUAUGCCCUCUACCUCAUGAAGAAGGUGAAGAUGAUCGUGGUGGUUUGCGAUCCUCUGCGACGUUUGGAGAAGCUCUUCAUGUACCAGCACUACUGCCACGAGAACUUCGAUGAGGCCGUCCGGCGCUUCGAUGCAGUCCCAAGGCACCUGAACCACCGAAAGGACUGCGACCCAAGCACCCGGGCGCUGAUCGGGGUCAGGCGCAUGUGGGCCAAGGCCCAGGCCUUCGGACCCCACCUGGAGGAGCUGAUCAAACUCUUGGGCCACGAGCGGCUCUUCAUCGUCCACCAGGCAUCCUUGAGAAAGAAGCCUGGGCAGACUUAUGGCCGGGUGGCCACCUGGCUAGGUGCGACGGAGCCGUUUCCAGGGAAAAUGAUCUUCAAGCGCUACAACUUCCGGCGGGGACACCGAACGGAUUUGUGCAAGAAUUCCACGCUCCAGAAUGUUCUGAAAGCGAUGCUGGCUUCGGAGUACGCCUCGAUUCAGCUCGCUAUCCAGUGGCAAGAGCAGACAUUCCUUCAGCCAGAGGCAUUGCUGGAGUUGAGAAGCAAGCAGUCGCGCUGCGACAUGUCGGAGGAGCUCGUGGAAGGACCCUGCGGCCUGUCGGAUGACGACCAGUCGGGCUGCCCACAACUUGACGUGGCCGGCGCUGCCUGA